Drosophila willistoni is the source of this 1704-nucleotide messenger RNA. RefSeq names its product potassium channel subfamily K member 16 (gene sand). Gene Ontology annotation, biological process: potassium ion transmembrane transport; stabilization of membrane potential. The transcript is spliced from 7 exons. NCBI's taxonomy places the organism in Eukaryota, Metazoa, Arthropoda, Insecta, Diptera, Drosophilidae. Gene Ontology annotation, cellular component: membrane. The record is from RefSeq and is a predicted model, not a curated record. Gene Ontology annotation, molecular function: potassium ion leak channel activity. Bases 314 to 1480 code for a protein of 388 amino acids.
UGUGUGUUUAAAAAUAUAACAGAACAAUAUGUUGUGUCUCUACCUUUCUUCUCUGGUGCUUAUGUUGGGCAGGUGCAAGGCAGAGACAACAGAACAACAAACCAUUUGACAAGUUUCAAUUAACAUAUAAGCAAGUUGAAUUUUCUAAUUAAAUAAUACUCGCCGAUAUACAAACAGACGAAAUAUCUCAAGGUGACGGCAAUGAAAAGUGGGAGACCAAAGCAUGUCCACACGAACAACACUCCAACACCCAGCGAAAACAAAAAGGCGAAAACGAUAGUUGUGGAGUUUGAAGUGUAGGCUAAUCAGAGAAAUGUCCUCAAGGCGUAGCUCUGUACGUCGAAGUCGCAAGGAGAAGCCAGCAUUUGAUCGAUUUAAAAGUCACUGUCGUCACUUUACUGCGUUUAUGUUUAGCAAUGUGGGCAUUAUACUGUUAGUGACAUUCUAUACAAUUGGUGGUGCCUUCAUAUUCCAGGGCAUUGAAAUAUUUGAGUACGAAAAACUCAAAUUGAACUCAACGCAGAACGUGAAUUUUAGUGCCGAUUGCUUGACGCGGAUCUGGCAAUUAACAUCGGAAAACAUUAGUUUCUAUGAUCAUCAAGCUUAUAGAAAAAGAGUCAACGACGUUUUGCUAGAAUACCAAAAGCAAAUUGUCGACAAACAACUUAAUGGAUCGCAUGUGGAGCAAUGGAGUUUUUCCGGAGCCUUCCUGUACUCAUUGACUGUCAUUACGACCAUAGGUUAUGGCAACAUAACGCCUCGAUCCGAAUGGGGGAAACUGGUAACGAUUUUAUAUGCCAUUAUUGGAAUGCCUUUGUUUUUGCUAUAUUUGUCCAAUAUUGGAGAUGUAUUGGCCAAGUCAUUCAAAUGGAUUUACUCCAAGGUUUGCCUAUGUCGCAUAUGCCCAGGCGUGGCUAAGCGCCGAAUUCUACGUGAGCGGAGUAAAAUGCGAAGAUUAGCGAAAGCGAUGUAUGACAUGGAAAAUGUGCGCAGUAGCUAUUCUACAUCUACUAGCUCUACGACCAACAGUAGCAGCGAUAAUACAAAAAAUUCGUUGCAAACGUCAAGUGUUGUGGAUAUGCCGUUUAGUGAAUCUGAUUCGGAUAUUGAACGCGAGAUUCGUGGCAACACGGAUGAGAUUACUGUACCAGUGACGGUCUGUAUAUUUGUGAUGGUCAGUUAUAUUUUAUGGGGAGCUCUACUGUUUGGCCGCUGGGAAGAAUGGAACUAUUUAGAUGGUAGCUAUUUUUGUUUCAUCUCGUUAAGCAGCAUCGGUUUUGGAGACUUAGUACCCGGAGAUAAAGUGAUUACAGCUGAUAAAGACAAAGUUGAAGUAAGCUUCAUUCUGUGCGCUGUUUACUUACUACUGGGUAUGGCUCUCAUAGCUAUGUGUUUUAAUUUAAUGCAGGAAGAAGUUGUGCAUAAUAUACGCGCUAUUAAGCGAGGAUUUAAAGCCUGUUUCCGUUGCUAUAGUUCAUAGAUUCGUUUAGAUAUUUUGUAUCGUAUCAAUUCGUUUUUUAUUUUUAAGAUAAGUUUGUAAUUAGACUUACACAUACAGUGGCGAAAGAAUGUUUGUUCUUGGUUUACAUAGAGCAACCACCAACAACCACCUUAUUUAUUUCUACAUUAAUCAUAGAGCAAGCAAAAAACUAAUUAAGAACCCAAUUAUUCAAUAUACACCCUUGUGGGCUUCGAGUAAGUUUU